UAUGUAAUAAUCUUUCCACAUGAUUAUUCAAAUGCCCAUAAUGUACCAGCUGUCCCUGGCGCAAGUAGCAUGCAAUAUAAAAAAACGAUUAGUAAACCCUAAACGAGAGACUCUGUGUAUCCUCAAAAACCAAAACACAUCCAGCUCCACACCAGCAUCUCCUCCACCGCGCCGCCAUGUCGUCGUCCUCCUCUUCUCCUCCUCCGCACGUUGUCGAGGACUGCCGCGGCGUCGUGCAGCUCCUGAGCGACGGCACCAUCCGGCGCUCUCCGGACCCCAUCUUUCCUGUAGAUUCUGACCGCGACGACGGCUCCGUCGAGUGGAAGGACGUGCUCUUCGACCCGACCCACAGCCUCUUCCUCCGCCUCUACCGUCCCCGACCUAGUCAUGAACUAUCUGAUUAUGAUAACGAAAAGCUUCCCGUGCUCGUCUACUUCCACGGCGGCGGCUUCUGCAUCGGCUCUCGGACGUGGCCCAACUUCCACGCCGGCUGCCUCCGCCUCGCCGCCGAGCUCGGCGUACUCGUCGUCUCCGCCGACUACCGCCUCGCCCCCGAGCACCGCCUCCCCGCCGCCAUCGACGACGGCGCUACCGCGCUCCUAUGGCUCAAAUCCCAAGCCGAAGCCGAAGCCGGCGCCGGAGCCGACCCCUGGCUCGCCGAAUCCGCCGACUUCAGCCGCGUGUUCGUCUCCGGCGAGUCCGCCGGGGGAAACAUCGCCCACCACAUGGCCGUCCGGUUCGGGCCGGCCGGGCUGAACCCGGUCCGGAUCCGCGGGUUCGUUCUCAUAAUGCCCGGCUUCAGCGGGCCCGACCGGACCCGGUCGGAACUGGAGUGCCCGGCCGACGCGUUCCUCAACCUGGAGCUAUUCGACCGGUACGCCAGGCUCGCGCUGCCGCGCGGCGCGACGAGGGACCACCCACUUUUCAACCCGUUCGGGCCGGAGAGCCCGGGCCUGGGCCCGGUCGAGACCGGCCCGGUUCUCGUGGUGGCGGCCGAGCGGGAUAUCCUGAGGGACCGGGACGUGGAGUACGCUACGAAGAUGAGGGGGCUGGGGAAGCGCGUGGAGCUCGUGGAGUUCGAGGGGCAAGAGCACGCCUUCUUCUCGAGAAUGCCGUGGUCCGAACCGGCCGGGGAGCUGGUCCGGGUCAUUAAGCGGUUCGUGGACGAUCUCAGCAACGAAGAAUCGGUGUGAACCGGGUCAACGAAUCGCUUUUAGCCAUCCUCGUUUUCUAGUGUAAUGGAAUAGCAGCCGAAUAAAUUGAUGGACUUAGUAAUAUUUUUCUUUUUCUUUUUCUUUUUCUUUUUUUUUGGUUGACAAAGCGUUGUUUAGUACGUAA
Ananas comosus (pineapple) is the source of this 1338-nucleotide messenger RNA. Its product is annotated as probable carboxylesterase 15. Lineage: Eukaryota; Viridiplantae; Streptophyta; Magnoliopsida; Poales; Bromeliaceae. Gene Ontology annotation, molecular function: hydrolase activity. The transcript has a single exon. Bases 177 to 1193 code for a protein of 338 amino acids. The record is from RefSeq and is a predicted model, not a curated record.